UUGGUAAUACUAGGUGACGUCAUCACCCAGUCGAGCCGGCCACCUCAACUGAGUUGGUAGUGCAGCGAGUCGGUCCCAAAAUAAUUCUUAGGAUAAAUAAAAAUACUAACUGACCUACCGAGAUCAAGAGGAAGACAAAUCGCCGAGGAGGUGAAGAAGAAUAGGAAGGAACUAACCCCACUCAGCAGUCCAGCACCAUGUUUGGGUUUCUGAAGGAUGUUGGGGGUGAUAUACUCCAAAACGCUCUUGAUACCUCCCAAGAUGAUAGAAAUCGUCGGGGGUCGAGCCGGGACUACCACACUGGCGGGGGUCAACAACCAGGUGGCGGGGGUCAACAACCAGGUCACGGGUACAAGGAUGUAACUGACCAGGUCACCGAUGAGUUGGGAACACUGAGGCCCAACAACCCCCCACAAGGCGGCUACUCUGGCGGGGGUCAAGAUCCACAGCAGUAUGGAGGAGGUCAGAACCAGUAUGGAGGAGGUCACCAGCCAUACGGAGGUCAACAGUCAUACGGAGGUCAACAGCCAUACGGAGGUCAACAGCCAUACGGAGGUCAACAGCCAUACGGAGGUCAACAGCCCUACAGUGGUCAGCAAGGAGGAGGUGGAGGUGGUGACAUGAUUUCAGGCCUUAUCGGUGGAUUUCUUGGAGGUGGUGACAAUAACCAGCCACAGGGAGGUGGUCAGUAUGGCCCUGGUCCAUAUGGCCCUCCUCCAGGUCAAUAUGGAGGGGGUUAUGGCCCUGGUCCUUAUGGCCCUCCUCCUAGUCAGUAUGGAGGGGGUUAUGGCCCCCCACAGGGGCAGUAUGGCCCAGGAGGACAGGGAGGGUAUGGGCCACCACCGGGCCAGCAGCAGGGGGGCGGUGCAGACAUGGCUGGCAAGGCUGCCAACUUCAUCGGUGGGAUGAUGGGUGGUGGUGGAGGAGGCAACCAGGGUCAUGGUCAGGGUCAGGGUCAGCAGAGAGGUGAUGGAAUGAACGAACUUAUCUCUGGAAUGGCUGCCAACUACAUCGGUGGGAUGGUUAGUGGCAGACAGAACCAGGACAGGUCAGCGAACACCAGGCCCGUUAACACAGAUAAUGAUAUGAUGUCCAGCAUCACAUCUGGCCUUGUUCAGGGACUGUUCAGUGGUGGGCGGGGAGGUGGACAGGGAGGGGGUCAGGGAGGUGCCCCUGGCCAGAACCAGAUGAUUUCCAAUAUUGCCUCAACUGUCAUCAAAGGUUUAUUCAGCAGUCAAGGUGGAGAGGGCGGAGGCUUAACUGCAACCAUGCAAAAGUCUGGAAUGAAUCAAGGACUACUGGCUGGUAUUGCUGCCAGUAUCUUUUCAGCAUUCAUGAGCCACAACCAGACACAGCAGAAUGUGUCAGGUGCCCCGCCACCAGCCAACGAUUCUAUCAUUGGAAAUGUUACUACAAAUGUUAUCAAAGGGUUGAUCAGCGACAACCGGGGUAACGUAAAUCAGUUACAGACAACUGGAGUGACUCCAGACAUGGCUGGAUCCAUAGCUUCCAAUGUUGCCAAGGGUCUCUUCAGUGGGAAUGAAAAUGAUGCAGCAUACAGGAAUGCAUCUCCAACAGCCAAUGAGGCGCUCGUACGCUGUAUAACAAGCAGUGUUGUGAAGGGUCUGGCAAGCAACACUCAGGAUACUGCUGGUGAAGGCAGGCCACAAGUCAGUGAGAGUGUAAUCUCACAGAUGGCAACUAAUGCUGUCAGUCAGUACAUGAGUGGGAACCGUGGUGGCCAGGGAGGCGGCAGUGGCUCUGGGGGCGGUGACUUUAUGUCCAACAUGGCCGCUUCUGUUAUUGGUAAUAUGUUCAGUGGUGACAGUGGACAGGACACCACACAGAGGACGGGCCUCAACUCUGGAAUGGUGUCAGGAAUUGUGUCCAGUGUUGUCAGGAAUGUCAGGGGUCGGCCUCAAGCAACCAGGGGCGAGGUUGAUGGUGUCAACGAUGACAUAGUGGCCUCUGUAACCUCUUCUGUCAUCAAGGAGAUCGUCAGUCAGGACACAGAGGGAAAGAUUCUCCCGUCAAAUGAUGCAAAUGCAAACAGCCCGAUCGUCGCCAAUAUUGCUUCUAAAAUCGUCCAGAAUAUUAUGAGUGGUCGUGGCGGUGGAGGUGGAGGUGGAGGAGGAAGUGGAGGUAUUGGUAAUGAACUGAUAUCUGGCAUGGCUUCCCAGUACAUCAGCAAUCUGAUCAGUGGAGGAGGUGGUGGUGGUCAGAAGCCACAGAGAAACCAAGAUGAUGUCCUCUCUGGUAUAGCUUCAAAUGUUAUCGGAGGACUCGUUGGGGGUGGUGGUAGAGGUGGUGGCCAGCCAACCCAAUCAGGUGGCUCUAUCGCCUCAAACAUCAUUGGCAAGAUCGUCAGUGGCGGCGGUGGUGGCGGUGUGUCAGACGAUCUUAUUAACCAGAUUGAUGUUCAUGGGCCCGGACCAGUACCAACCGGACCUUCCAUGCCAGGUGGGCCCUCAGGUAUCCCAGGUCUUGUUCCCACACAGCCUAGGAUGCCUGGGGGGCUACCUGGACAGCCAGGGGGUAAGGUGGGGCCAGGGACGUCUAAGUACCGAGCCAUUGCCGCCACUGCCGUGGAGGCUGUCUUAGGCAACAAACUGGGAGAAGGUGUGAUCGGUGAUGUUGUCAAGGCGACCUCCACUGACGUCUUAGCUGAAGUUAUGGAGGGUGCAGUAGGGGCACAGUUCUCCACGAAGGAGGAUGGAGAAGUUGUCGAGAACCUGACCCAGAGUCAAGUUGACCCCUCCAAGCACCGGAUCUUCCCUGAUGCUGGGUCAAGCUGGCCUUCGUAUAGCUUACAUCACGGUCAAAAUUUCAAUCAAAGAACUCUGAUCUCGUCGUUCAUGAACAAGGGAGCUUACCACCUGAAGAACCGUCUCUUCGGUGGAGGACGUGGACGGGAGGCUCGUAUCAGCCCUGCUCAUGCUGUCUUUAGGGUACCGUGUGAUGCUCAAGGCUGUGGGGAGGGGGGUUCUAAUCUUCAGGUGAUCCAACGUGGUGGUACUGGGGUGGGUAUGGGGUAUGGGAUGGGCAUGGUAUGGGUAUAG
Molecule: messenger RNA, 3059 nt
Organism: Homarus americanus (American lobster)
Lineage: Eukaryota; Metazoa; Arthropoda; Malacostraca; Decapoda; Nephropidae
Product: spidroin-1-like
Exons: 28
Coding region: 198-3059 (953 amino acids)
Source: RefSeq, a predicted model, not a curated record